Messenger RNA from Apis florea (little honeybee), 1305 nucleotides. Its product is annotated as RAS oncogene family member Rab39. Lineage: Eukaryota; Metazoa; Arthropoda; Insecta; Hymenoptera; Apidae. Gene Ontology annotation, biological process: Rab protein signal transduction. The record is from RefSeq and is a predicted model, not a curated record. Gene Ontology annotation, molecular function: GTP binding; GTPase activity.
UUAAAAUUACAAUAUACUCAAUUUCAAUGAUCUCUGCAAGAUCUGUAUGUUUAUUUGUACAGUGUCGUGCGCAAUAAAACCAGUACAGUCUUGAGCAAAGGUAGGAAGUUGAUGAUUAAUGUCACGGUCAGCGAGGUUCUGACUCUUGACAAGUGUAUAUAUGAAAACCAUGAUUUUUUAAGUAACAAAGUGAGUAUUAUUUGUGAAGAAGUUUAUUCAUAAUAUACAUCAAGAUGGUGGAACCAAUUUUUGACUAUCAGUUUCGUCUGAUACUUAUUGGUGACAGUACAGUCGGAAAAAGUUCAUUACUGAAAUAUUUUACUGAUGGGAAGUUCGCAGAGCUUUCAGAUCCAACAGUAGGAGUAGAUUUUUUCGCUAGAUUAAUUGAAGUAAAAGAUGGAACAAGAAUAAAAUUACAAUUAUGGGAUACUGCUGGCCAAGAAAGAUUUAGGUCAAUUACAAAAUCCUACUAUAGAAAUUCUGUUGGAGCCUUGCUUGUAUAUGAUGUUUGUAAUAGAGCAAGUUUUGAACAUAUUCCUCAAUGGAUGAUGGAUGCUCGUAGACAUAUUGAACCACAUCGUCCUGUAUUUGCAUUGGUAGGUUGUAAAUUAGAUUUAGUUACCAAUGGAAGUAGACGAGAAGUUUCAAAGGAAGAAGCAAGAGCUUUUGCUGAUGAGCAUGGAGUACAUCACAUUGAAACCAGUGCAAAAACUGGAAUUAAUGUUGAAGAGGCAUUUCGAACAGUUACUCAGGAAGUUUAUAAUAGAAUACAGACUGGUGAAUACAAAGUAGAAGAUGGUUGGGAUGGAAUAAAAACUGGAUUUGCUAGACCUGGUGGUUUAGAUUUUAAUCUAGUCGAAGCAGAACCUGCAAAGAGUUCUUGUUGUUAAGUUAAAUUUUAAUUUGUUAUAAUAUAAAAAAUAAUAAUAUUUAGAAUGCAGUGUUCUAUUAUAUAUGUAAUAGAAAUUAUUACAUUAUUAUUAAUUUCUUAUAUUUUUCUGUGAAUUAUUCUUGAUACUAAAAGUAAUUAAAAUAAAAUUUUUUUAAUAAUUUUAUUUGAUAAAAGAAGAGGAAAAUUCUAUUUUUUAAAAAUUAUAUUUCACUGCAUUCUUAUUUUAGAAGAAGAAUUUAUAAUAAAUUUAAAAAAUGUAUAUAAAUCUUGAUUAGACAUUUUUGUACAUAGCUUGUAUAAACUAAAUGAUUAUAUAUCUUUGAAACACAUAGACAUUGAACUAGGACUGUUUUCUAUCUUAUUUAAGAUCCAAAAUAUUUAAAUAUAAAAAAAGUUCAUGUUCAUAAUAUUAA